AGGCUAUGGAUAGAGCAAAGGAGACGAUUAAAAGAUCUUUUAAUGAAAAUGAAGAAAAAUAUGAGAAAAUUUUUACAAUCAUUGACGAAAGAUGGAAUUGUCAACUUCAUCGUCCCUUACAUGCAGCAGGAUAUUAUUUGAACCCUGAAUUCUUUUAUAAGAUUAAAUCUGUUGGAUUUGAUGCAAAAGUUUUGGGUGGGUUAUAUCAGUGUGUUGCAAGAUUAGUUCCCAGCAUUGAGGUUCAAGAUAAGAUUAUUCAUGAAUUAUCUUUAUAUAAAAAUGCUGAAGGUCUUUUUGGAAUUCCAAUUACCGUUCGAUCCAGGACAACUACCUCUCCAGCUGAAUGGUGGAGUCUAUUUGGAAAUUCCACCCCGAACUUACAGAAAUUUGCUGUCAAAGUACUUAGUUUGACAUGUAGUGCUUCGGGUUGUGAGCGAAACUGGAGUGUCUUUGAGCAUAUUCACUCGAAGAGAAGAAAUCGGUUAGAACAUCAACGAUUGCACGAUCUUGUUUACAUAAAGUAUAAUCAAGCUUUGAAGACUCGUCAUGAUUUGAAAAAUAGAUUUGAUUCAAUCUCAUUGCAAGAUAUUGAUGAUUCAAAUGAGUGGUUAGUAGGAGAAAUGGGUGCUAACUUGCAAGAUGCUGAAGACGAGCUUGUAUUUGAAGAUGAUAGAUUGACGUGGGGAGAUGUGGCAAGAGCUUCAGGUGCUGGAGAAUUACAAACAUAUACAAGACAGAUGUCAAAGAGAAAAAUGAGUGCAAAAGCAUCAAGCUCGGCUCCUACUAUUGUUGAAGACAUAGAGAAUGAAACAUAUCUUGAUGAAGAGGAAGGAAUCGAAGAACAAGAGGAAGAAGACGAAUUCAAUGAAGAUGAUUUGUGUGAAAAUAACGAUAAUAUUGAUUAUGAUGAAUGACUUUGAUGUAAAAUGUUAAUGUUUUGAAUUUUGAAACUUUUUGUUAAUGUGACAUUGUGAUUUUGUAUCUUAGAUUUUCUUAAUUUAAUAGCAUAUUUUUAUUUAAAAUUUUAAAUAAUUAUAUUUAUUAAUUAUAUUAUAUAUUUUUAUAUUUUAGCGUCUCGCUUCGCUCGGGCGAGCACCUGGGCGAGCGCCUAGCGCCUCGGGUGUUUUUGGACCUUGGCGCCUUUUGGCGCCUAGCGCUUUUUAAAUCACUGAACA
Musa acuminata AAA Group (dessert banana) is the source of this 1175-nucleotide messenger RNA. RefSeq lists its product as uncharacterized. Lineage: Eukaryota; Viridiplantae; Streptophyta; Magnoliopsida; Zingiberales; Musaceae. The coding region runs from base 6 to 914 and encodes 302 amino acids. The transcript is spliced from 3 exons. Gene Ontology annotation, molecular function: protein dimerization activity. The record is from RefSeq and is a predicted model, not a curated record.